AUGGCCAAGUUAAAGCAUACAACAAAUUUGAUCUUCAAUGGCAUCAAGCAAAAUCUUGAGAAAGCGGGCGGCCUAUGGGAUGAUGAGUUGGUCAAUUUGUUAUGGUCCAUUCAAACGACAACAAAGAGUAGUUCAACAGGGGAGACCCCAUUCUUUCAGGUCUACGGCGCCGAGGCCGUGCUCCUAAUUGAAAUGUAUGAUCCUACUCUACGAGUGAUGCUAUAUGAUGAAUCAGCUAAUUGGGAGGCCAUGAAGACUGCCCUAGACUUCCUUCCAGAAGCUAGGGGCAAUGCGGUGCUUAGACACGAAAUUUAUCGUCUAAGGAUGACAAGGGCAUAUAAUCGCAAAGUGUUAAAGCAGUCGCUUAAGAUUGGAGACUUGAUUCUAUGA
This is a messenger RNA of Chenopodium quinoa (quinoa), 390 nucleotides long. RefSeq lists its product as uncharacterized. The coding region runs from base 1 to 390 and encodes 129 amino acids. The transcript has a single exon. NCBI's taxonomy places the organism in Eukaryota, Viridiplantae, Streptophyta, Magnoliopsida, Caryophyllales, Amaranthaceae. The record is from RefSeq and is a predicted model, not a curated record.